CCGUUAAACACCACGCUACUGUUAUCCAUCGUUUCCACGUGAGAGCAGAACCAUACAUUCGAGAUUGUGCGGUGUACAUACAAAUUCCUGUCUAGGUUUUUCCUCUCAAUCAGAAUCGGAUUUGUUUUCAGAUUUUUACAACCAUGUCUUCUUUUCGAAAAGCCUUGAAAUCUAAACAACGAGACCACAAAGAGCGAUCACAGCUCGGUUUCAGGAAACAUUUGGGUCUGUUAGAGAAGAAGAAGGACUACAAACUUCGUGCCGAUGACUACCACCGGAAACAGAAGACGCUCAUGGCCUUGCGCAAGAAGGCCAUGGAUAAGAACCCUGAUGAAUUUCACUUUAAAAUGAUACACAACCAAUUAAAGGAUGGUGUUCACGUGAUCAAACCAAAAGAAGACGUGAUAACGGAAGAGCAGAAGAAGAUGAUGAGGACCCAGGACAUCAGAUAUGUGGAAAUGAAGAGGGUGUCGGAGAUGAAGAAAAUUGAAAGGAUGAAGUCAGAGCUCCAUUUUCUUGAUGUUAACGAGGAAAAGAAAAACAAACAUGUCUUUUUUGUGGACUCAAAAAAAGAAGUGGAGGACUUUGACCUGGCCAAACACCUCAACACGGUGCCUGAUUUGGUGGGCCGAGUAUAUAACAGACCUACAAUAGAGACCCUGAAAAACAAGAGCAUUCUGGGAGCAGUGGAGUCAAAGACGUUAAAAAAACUUUCCAAAGAGAGGAAACAACAGUAUCUGAGGCUUUCAGAGCGUAUAGACAGGGAACAGAAGAUGUUUGUCAUUAGUCAGAAAAUCCAAACUAGAAAAGAUCUACAAGAUAAGGUUAAGAAAGUGAAAGUCCGUAAUGAGUCCAGCACUGCUCCUGCCAUCUAUAGAUUUGAGGCCAAGAGGAAAAGAUGAUGUCUUUGGAUCAGCACACCGAGAAAAUGCUCUGUCUUGUGGUCCCCAAUCAGCUGUACUAUGCAUGAAGUGGACUGAAUCUUUCACUUGGAUUUUUCACUGUGGAUUUUUCUUUUGUUCUGUAAUGCAGCCAGAGAAACCAUGCUGGGCAUCUUGCACACUAUAAGGCAAGGAGUUUGUACAUAUUAAUGGCAAAUCAUUUUUUGGCUUUGAAAUAAAGUUUUGUCUUUAA
Molecule: messenger RNA, 1134 nt
Organism: Megalobrama amblycephala (Wuchang bream)
Lineage: Eukaryota; Metazoa; Chordata; Actinopteri; Cypriniformes; Xenocyprididae
Gene: utp11
Product: UTP11 small subunit processome component
Exons: 8
Coding region: 144-902 (252 amino acids)
Biological process (GO): rRNA processing
Cellular component (GO): nucleolus; small-subunit processome
Source: RefSeq, a predicted model, not a curated record